AUGGCGGGGCCCGGUGCGCUCUGGGAGGCCCUCCAGGCCCUCCUGCCCCGCACGAAAGAGGAGCUGAAGCCGGAGCUGGGAGAGACGGCGGGGGGCAGCGUGGCGAUGCUGCUGCAGGAAGCCGCCGAGCUCUUCCAUGGGGGCCGGCGGCGCGAGUGUCUGCAGGCCUGCGAGGCACUCCUGGACUACUCCUGGGAGAAGCUGAACACGGGGCCCUGGCAGCACGUGGACAAGGACUGGCGGCGGGUGUACGCUUUCGGCUGCCUCCUGAAAGCCGUGUGUCUGUGCGAGCCGCCUGGGGACACUGCCUCCGUGGCCGCCGCCCUGAGAGCCUGCGACAUGGGCCUGCUGAUGGGGGCGGCCAUCCUCGGGGACAUCCUCCUCAAAGUCGCCGCCGUCCUCCAGAAGCACCUGCUGUCCGGGAAGAGGCCUGCCCCCAGCCCGAGCCGGGAGCCGCCCAGCAUAAAGAAAGCGAGGGAUGACCAUGUGCCAAUUCCAGAUGUGACAACAGAAAGAACAGUGCCCCGGCUUCACUGUCCAUCCCUCCAGUAUUUCAAGAAGCAUUUUUUGGUUCCAGGGAGGCCUGUGAUUUUGGAAGGCGUAGCCAACCACUGGCCAUGCAUGAAGAAGUGGAGUCUGGAGUACAUCCAGGAAGUUGCUGGCUGCCGCACCGUCCCCGUGGAGGUCGGGUCCAGGUACACGGACGAGGAGUGGUCCCAGACGCUUAUGACGGUCAACGAGUUCAUCAACAAGUACAUCAGGAAUGAGCCGAAGGACGUCGGGUACCUUGCUCAGCACCAGCUCUUUGACCAGAUCCCGGAGCUGAAGCAGGACAUCAGCAUCCCCGAUUACUGCUGCUUGGGCGACGGGGAAGAAGAGGAGAUCACCAUCAACGCCUGGUUCGGUCCACAAGGCACCGUCUCCCCACUCCACCAGGAUCCCCAGCAGAACUUCCUAGUCCAGGUGAUGGGCAGGAAGUACAUCCGGCUGUACUCCCCACAGGAGUCGGAGGCGCUGUACCCCCAUGACACACACCUUCUUCACAACACGAGCCAAGUGGACGUGGAGAACCCCGACCUGGAGAAGUUCCCCAGGUUUGCCGAGGCACCCUUCCUGUCCUGCGUCCUGUCCCCGGGCGAGGUCCUCUUCAUCCCGGUGAAGCACUGGCAUUACGUGCGGGCUCUGGACCUGAGCUUCUCCGUCAGCUUCUGGUGGUCGUAG
Molecule: messenger RNA, 1221 nt
Organism: Rangifer tarandus platyrhynchus (Svalbard reindeer)
Lineage: Eukaryota; Metazoa; Chordata; Mammalia; Artiodactyla; Cervidae
Source: the annotation of a GenBank genome assembly